Baudoinia panamericana UAMH 10762 is the source of this 864-nucleotide messenger RNA. RefSeq lists its product as uncharacterized. The transcript is spliced from 2 exons. Bases 1 to 864 code for a protein of 287 amino acids. The record is from RefSeq and is a predicted model, not a curated record. NCBI's taxonomy places the organism in Eukaryota, Fungi, Ascomycota, Dothideomycetes, Mycosphaerellales, Teratosphaeriaceae.
AUGUACGGAUUCAUCGCAACUGCGGCUCUUUUGGCCACCACUGCGCGUGCGCUCUCCGUUGGUAGCGCCGUUGUUGUCAAUGGCUGCGAGUACAACGUCUACCUUGCCGACGUCCCAUCUCAGCCCAGCAACGGCACCGAGAUCGACAAGACACUUGCGCCGGGCGCCACCUUCACUCAGCAAUGGACCGAGCUGAGCAACCUUGCUGGCUGGUCGAUCAAGCUGUCCAAGGACACAACCUUCAAGAACAUCAUGCAGUACGAGUACACCUUUCAGAACGACGGCAUCAUCUGGUACGACCUGAGCGACGUGGACGGUAACCCGUGGGACAGCAAUUGGGAAAUCACUGCUGAAUGCGCUUCUUCCGUCUGCGCACCCAAGCAACAGGCUUACCGUUACUCCACCGAUGAUGCCUAUGGCAUGCAAGCAUGCGCUCAGGAUGCCGUCAUCACCGUUCUCCUCUGCUCUGGCGAGUCCCAGAAUGAUGGUGAUACCUCUGCUGCAUCUUCGUCCGUUGCCGCACUGAGCACAAGCAUUGCUUCUGCCACCACUACAACUGCAGCGGCGACCACCUCGACAAGCUCGACGUCGACCAAGUCAACCACCACCAGGAACCACUACCACGGGUACAACGCAGUCAAUGCUGAUGAUUCAUCGUCCGCGACGACCUUCGCAACCUCGACUACUGCUGUCUCCUCAAGCACCAUCACCACCACUACCACCGGUGGCGUCACCGUCACCGAGGUCGAGACCGCCGUUGUCACCGACAUCGUGUACGCGACCGCUUACGUCAACUCGCGUGUCAAGCGUAACGAGGCUGCUCUUCGUCACCAACACCAUGCUCGCCAUGGUCACGUCAACUAA